Mycotypha africana is the source of this 3797-nucleotide messenger RNA. RefSeq lists its product as uncharacterized. The transcript is spliced from 7 exons. Gene Ontology annotation, cellular component: cytoplasm; nucleus. The record is from RefSeq and is a predicted model, not a curated record. Gene Ontology annotation, biological process: nuclear division. Gene Ontology annotation, molecular function: mRNA binding. NCBI's taxonomy places the organism in Eukaryota, Fungi, Mucoromycota, Mucoromycetes, Mucorales, Mycotyphaceae. The coding region runs from base 301 to 3417 and encodes 1038 amino acids.
UUUUUUUCUUGUAAGCUCACUGUAUACACCUAAAUUUAUAUAUAUUUCUUAGAUACCUUCAUAUAUAUCUUCUUUACUAAAUCUUUCUGUAUAUAUAAGAAAAAAAAAGUAUUUAACCUAUAUAUAUAAAUUUAGCGAUAUCCCCUCUUCAACAGGAAGUUUCUUUUUUCUUUUUUUUCGAUAUUUCUAUAUAUACCAAAUCACGAUAACAAUAGAAGAUCCAAUAUACGAUUUCCAUUUAUAUAAACAUAACAACCCACAAAGACGCAAGACAGCACAUAAAUCAACAUUUAGUAUAUUAUGACUUGUGCUAUCUCAUUCUGCUAUGGAAAAACAGAGAAAUUACCAAAGCCAUUGACUUGUCAAUUACUCGUUGAAGGCACAAACCUUACUUUAACCGGACAUUUUGAAAAUGUCAUGGCUACUAGAACAGAGAUUCUACAUUCAUACCCUGUAAAAACUCAAUUCAACCUCAAGAUCCCCAGUCAAGAUUGUACCAAAAUAAGAGUAGAGUGUAAAAAAAUUGCGAAGGAAACAAAUACAGUUAUUACUGUAACAGAGACACUUCCUCCUUCACCUUUUGUUUCCCAAAAUUCAAUUCAUAUUCAUAUAUCUGGUAUACCCGGCAGUGCAGAACUCGCAAGAGUUCGUACCUUAGUCAUGUUAGACGAACAGUCUCAAUUAGACGUAGAUACAGUAUCCAUUCCUUACAGAUUACAUAAUUUAAUAUGUGGACGAAAACGAUCAGGCCUUCAAUCAAUAUUGGAGGAAACAGCUACAUCUAUUUACUUUCCUUCGCCAUUCAUAUUUGAAGCAAAUGAGAACUAUGCACCUCCUAUUUACAUCACAGGGGAGAAAAAUGAUGUUGGUAGAGUAAAGGAUAUGUUGACUAAGCUUGCGUCGCAAAAGGCUCAGUCAAUGUAUCAUAAGGAUGCUAUUUUGCAUCCAAGAAAGUUAGAUUGGAUGUUAUUACAUCGUCGGAAUGAGUUGCGAAAGAUUAUGAGAGAUAAUGGAUCAUUCAUCGCUUUUCCAAGAAUGGGCACUGGAAGUAAUCUGAUUACGGUUUAUGCUGAAAGUAGAGUGAAUGCUGAACGUACUCUUCGUUCUCUUCACUUCUUGGCUUGUAGCAUUUAUGAAGCUUUUUUCUACUUCAACCGCGACAGUGUCAUUUAUGGGGUCGAUACCACCCAUAACUUUUUCAGCUCCAUAGCAAAUAUCACAGCUCUUGUGUCCCAGUUAUCUCAAAUUUCUGGUGCUGAAGUUUCUUAUAAAAGCGAGACGGGUUGUAUUGAAGUUUACGGUACUGAACGCUCUGUUCGUAAUGUUUACCAGCGAUUGCAUGACAUGUCCUUCUUGAAAGUGUUCCAUCAAAGCACUAUCUUCAAUGUCGAACUAUCGAACGAUCAACGGGAGUUCAUUAGUGGAAAAAAGAGCGGAAAAGUCAACAAAAUCAUGAAGACAUCUGGUGCAAAAAUCAAGUUUGUGCCUUUCAGCGAAUACAAUUUCAUUAUCGAAGUCGAGAGCAACAACUUCAACAAAGCAUUGGACGGACUAACAUUAUUACACGAGGAGCUACCUGCAGAGAUUUCAUUUUUUGUACCUGAGAUGUACCACAAACGCAUCAUUGGCGUAGGUGGUAAGAAUAUUCAGCGCAUUAUGAAGAAGUAUGGCGUCUAUGUCAAAUUCUCGAAUGCGGAAGAAUUUGCGGCUUUAGGUGGCUAUUAUGAUAAUGAGGAUAAUGUCGUAGCACGCACACCGAUGAAAAAUCAAAUCAAUCUUGAAAAUUUGAAACAUGCCGUAAUGGAUUUAAUCAACCCUAAAGACAGAGAUUGUGUUGAGCAAGUAUUGACUGAUAUACCCUUUUGGAUGCAUCGAACCCUCAUUCGUGAUCACGCCAGUUUCUUAAAAGACAUGACCAAGAAGACAAAUACACAUUUGAUCUGGCCCGAUGAUGAGCUAGCGAGCGAUACACUGACUUUGGUUGGUCCUGAGUCUCAAGUAAACGUAGCGGCACAAAUGAUCAGAUCGAUUAUACCUGAAGAAUAUGAUAUCCGUUUACCCUAUACAUCCAAACUUCAAUCUAUUUUUGAAAGCGAUGCUUAUAAGGAUGUAGUACAGUGCAUUUCUAACGACUACAAUAUUUCAAUUGAGCCCAAGAAUAAGGAACAACAACACGCUGAUUAUAAAGAAGGCAGUGACUUCUUUAUUGCGUUCAAAUUAACCAAAGGGAACCUUGAGCGCCUUAAUAUUGCUUUGGACAUCUAUAUUCGGUUUAUGAGAAAUCAACAAAUUAACAUAUAUGAUGAUAAUCCUAUAGCACGUAUCCCGCCAGUUGUUCCCCUUAAUAAUAUGUGUAUGUUUCCUGCGUUCGAUAACAAAUUCCUUACUUCUGCAAUGCCUUCAGAUUUGGUUUCGCCAACGCCAUCCUCUUCUUCUUCAUUGUUAAAUGAUUUUCCACCAGCUCUAUCGACUUUGAGCAAUGGUUUGAGAAGCUAUUCGUUGUUUGAUUAUCCUAGUGCAGCCACCAGUCCUACAAAUCCAUUAGAGGUACCAUGGAGUCGUUUUAGAGACAUUAAUUCACCCAGAACGGCUGACAAUAUUCGUGCCAUUUUUGAUUCAUCGGAUCUUAAGCAACCUCCUCCACCUCCUCCGUCCAUGUCUUUUGUCUCGCCGUUGGCUUUCCGAACAGGCCCAAAUUCAGGCCCAAAUACUCUUGAUAUAUGGUCAAACGCACCGCCACCACAAGCACCCAUGAAUGGCUUUGUAGGUAGUCCACCCUUAUCUGGCUUCGACACCAAGAACCAGUCUCUCUUGUAUGCGGCUGAACAGACUUCUGCUUUGAAUGGCAACAACGGGCUUUAUCACCACCAUUCAUCUCUAGGUCUUAACAAGCCACCUGCGGAGUACAGUAGCAGUACAUAUGUUGCACCCACUUCAUCCACGUCGACCGGCAGUAACAACAGUUCAAUGCACUCUAGCCAAUCGUUGCCAGAUGUCAUGUUGGACUCUUCGCCCAAACAGCCUCUCAACUUACCAUUUAAACUGAACGGUAAUAACCCCGCUACAUCUAGUGUCGUAAGCAGUCAGAAUACUGCUUCUUCUUUAAUGCAUUCUUCAGUAUCUUCAACAACAUCGGCAGCAGCCCAUGGUUUGAAUAAAGUCUUGUCACCCACAGCAAUGCAUUUUGGGCUAACAGCAUCUACAUCAACGACCACUAGCCUACCAACUACUGCAGCAGCUAUCACGAAACCAGCAAGUGUUAUAGCUACCACAAGGUCUCCACCGCCACCUCUCACCAAUGGAAAAGAAAGUAAUAAAUCUUUAGAGUUUCCUGCUUUGUUUUCCAUGAACCAUUCUUCAACUGAUGAAACUGUCCUCGUUCAAAAUCUGUUGAAUAAUAUGUCAAUGAGUCAAUGAUAUGCUUAAAGACAACAAACUUAUUCAAUAGCUAAAAAAAAACUUUAACAAGGAAUGGAUGAAAGGCUCUUUCUUUUUUGUUUCUAUCAUUCCUUUUUACCCUUUUCUUUUAUACUUACAUAUAUAUAUAUAUAACUAUAUAUACUAUUAUUUCAUCUUUUCUAGACAGUUUAUCUCUUGGAAAUUUUUUUUAUACAUGAAGUCGAUGUAAUUUUGUGUGUGAUCAUCUUAAGUAAUUCAUACUUGCUCAAUACCUUUUUUCUACACAUUUUACAUUAUAUAGUAGUACACCUUAGUUUUUAGUCAAAUAUAUUUUUCUUGAACCAACAACAGUAUUAUAUCAUGCAGGAACGAUAAAAUGAAGUGUGGUUAUAACUCGC